CAGGGGGCGAGCGCUCCCUUCUCCCGCCCAGCGGCGCCUCCGCCCUCCUCGGAGCUCCCCGAGUGGCGCCUCCUUCGAGCGCGGGGCUGGACUCUCCCGCCCGCUCCGUCUGGCUGUUCUGCUGCUGCCGCCCGACGGGCGGACGGAGGCGCAACGGCGCGAGGAAACGGGCACGGCGCUUCCCAGCGCGCCGCGAUGCGGAAUCCGUCUGUAGAAGGAACCUGACUGGAUUCCCAAGGAUGGAGCCCUCCUGCUUUAUGCGCUUCUUGCCGCUCUUGUUGCUGUGCCCAGCAGGAGCCCCCUUCCGGAUCUGUGCCUUCAACACUCAGCGCUUUGCCCAAGGGAAGGCAAGCAAGGCCAACGUCAUGGACACACUUGUCAAGAUCCUCUCUCGUUGUGAUAUUGCUGUCCUACAAGAGGUGAUGGAUGCAAAGGGAAAAGCAGUUCCUGCCUUGGUGGCUGCCCUGAAUCGGUAUCAUAGUUCUAGUCCCUAUACCUACCUCACCAGCCCUCUGCUGGGCCGGAACAACUACCAAGAACGCUAUGUAUUCAUAUACAGAGCCUGGACUUUGCUUUAUCUCCCCUUGCUUUGCUUGACUCUGUGCUGCCUUGGCCGAACCCUGGACUUUACCCUGCUCUGCUGGACCUUCAACUCUUGUCCUGCUUCUGCCAGAACUUUCAUGCUGCUGUGGCCAUCACUUGGAACAGAACCAGGGAACAGAAGACUCGGAUGCUGGACUUCUACUCCUACGAAGACAGACAUCCAGACCGGCCUGAUGUCUUCGCUCGCGAGCCCUUCAUCGUCCGCGUCAGCAUUCCAAACAAAAGAGCUGGUGUUGAUCCCACAGCACACAAUGCCCAAGGCAGCUGAAACUGAAAUAGAUGCUCUCUAUGAUGUUUUCCUGAGUGUGAAGGAACGCUGGGGCACAGAGGAUAUGAUUUUCUUGGGUGAUUUCAAUGCUGACUGUGGCUAUGUGGCAAAGAAACGCUGGGGACAAAUCCGCCUACGCCAAGACCCUGGCUUUCAUUGGCUCAUCGGUGACAAUGCUGACACCACCGUUCGGGACACAACCCACUGUGCCUAUGACAGGAUUGUGGUCCAUGGAGAACGCUGCCUGGCUGCUGUGGUGCCUGGAUCUGCUCAGCCCUUCAACUUUGCCAAAGAAUUUGGGCUCUCAGAAGCAGAGGCUUUGGAGAUCAGCGACCAUUAUCCUGUAGAGGUGGAACUGAACAGAGCCCAUUGGAGAUGCCAGCAAGCCAGUCCAGCUGGCCUUGUGUUGCUGGCCUUAGUCAUGCUGGCUGGCCCAGGAUAUGGCAUCUAAAGCUGUUCUGAUACCAGGGGUCCAAAUGCUGGUGGCUGCCUUGACUCUACAGUGACAGAAGUGUAGAACUGCCAAGAGGAUUCCCUUUUUUUACACGAGAAUGGAUGGCUUGCCUGUGGUCACCCAUGGAGUGAGUUUUGAUGUGGGCCUUUCACAGUUCACACUUGAUCAGCCAGCAUAUUAUGUUUUUGUUGCCCCUGCAGUCCAGUACAAGCAGAUUUCAAACACUGAAGGAAGCAAUAUAUUGAUGCAGUUGGAGCCCCCUCUGCAGCAGAAGGGAACGUGGAUCUUUCAGCACAACUGGACCACUUAUAGGAAGGUGAAUUCUGUCUGGCAACUGCACCAAAGAAGAUUUGCAUGGAUUUUCAGGCACCCUCAUUCUCUUGCAGAGUCCAGGCUUCCCAGGACCAGAUCUGGGUACUGUUUCAGGCUGCUUCGGAAAUUUGCAAAAAGGGAAUCAGCUGGCUGCUGAUGAAAGUUUGUGUCACUGCUCAGUUACAAUCAAAGAGUUGGGAUGGGCCUUGAAAAGGGCCAACGAAUCAUCUGACCUUUUGCCAGAAGGACCUAUCCACACACAGUACAGACAUGGGACUGUACCAUUCUGGACUACAGGUGGGGUUCAUUGAAACUGAAUGCUGCUCCGUGUCAAAAACUGUCUCUCUGUGAAAAGCUGGCAUAUCAGAGAGAAGGAGGCCCCAUCUGCACCAUUUAAAGGAGGAUCACGGCACCUUAACCAGCCAUGGUUUCCCCCGAAGCAUCCUAAGGAGAGUGGCAAGUGAAGGGUGUUGAGAGUUGCUAGGAAGCCCCUGUUCCUCUCACAGAGCUACAAUUCCCAGAGUUCCCUGGGCAGAGGGAUUGACUGUUAAACUAGUCUGAAAAUUGUAGCUCUGGAAGGAGAAUGGGGGUUGCUCCUUGUACUUCUCAGCACCCUUAAGAAACUAGAGCUCCCAGGAUUGUUUGGGGAGCCAUGGUUGUUUCAAGUGGCAUGAUACUACUCUAAAUGGGUGGUGCAGCCAGAGCCAGAUGCUGCUAUCAUUCUCCCAGUUGUGUUACUUCCCAGGGUGCAGGGAGGGUUUUUUUUAUAGGAGGUGGAGCCUACCGGCAUUUUGAAGUAGCACAGUCCCAAUAAAGCUCCACAGAGGACUUUUUCCACAUGAGUAAAUCUCGAGACGUCACCUUGCCAACAAAGGUCCGUAUAGUUAAAGCCAUGGUUUUCCCAGUAGUGAUGUAUGGAAGUGAGA
This is a messenger RNA of Podarcis muralis (Common wall lizard), 2563 nucleotides long. The record is from RefSeq and is a predicted model, not a curated record. NCBI's taxonomy places the organism in Eukaryota, Metazoa, Chordata, Lepidosauria, Squamata, Lacertidae.